AAGUAUAAAAAGAAGAAAGGCAGGAUUAGGGUUAGCGAAUUGGCGUCGGCGCGAGGUCGUAGAAGUGAGAAAUGGGCGUCUUCACCUUCGUGUGUCGCAGCUCGGGCAGCGAAUGGACCGCGAAGCAGCUUUCUGGCGAUCUCGAGGCCUCGGCUGCUUCGACCUUUGAUCUCCAACGGCAGCUUGUUCGUGCAGUGCUCGGUGUUGACUCCUCCGGCGGCGUACAGUCGUCCUUCUCAUUGGUCUCUCCGUCUUCGGCCGUCUUCCAGGUAAUCAUCGGUGGUGGUGGGGGUGGUGGUGCAUUCAUCGGCGGUGGUGCUCCAUCAGGCGCUGCAGCGGCAGGCGCUGGUGGUGGAGCAGCAGCUCCUGAGGCACCUCCUGCCGAGGAAAAGAAGGAAGAGAAGGAGGAGAGUGACGAGGACAUGGGAUUCUCCCUCUUUGAUUAGUUUGGAUCCAAAAGCAUUUCUAUUUUCUAAGGGCUUCUGUUCUAAGUCUGAUGGUUAUUGUGCUUUGGGAGAUUAUAUCAUUAUGACCGAGUUUUAUUAGACAAACCUAAACCUCUAGUUUGAUGAUUAUAAAAGCUUUCAUUUAUUUUUAUUUUUUAAA
This is a messenger RNA of Zingiber officinale, 606 nucleotides long. Its product is annotated as 60S acidic ribosomal protein P3-like. The record is from RefSeq and is a predicted model, not a curated record. Lineage: Eukaryota; Viridiplantae; Streptophyta; Magnoliopsida; Zingiberales; Zingiberaceae. Gene Ontology annotation, cellular component: ribosome. The transcript is spliced from 2 exons. Gene Ontology annotation, molecular function: structural constituent of ribosome. Bases 72 to 446 code for a protein of 124 amino acids.